ACGUUUGAUUCCUUGUAGAAACAAGAACUGGAAAGUCAAUUCUCAUCCUCUUCACUUAUUCUUGAUGAACAAAUAAUGUCUAUUUGCGCGUAAGACCAAUUCGAUUAUCCGGUUGAGGAACAAAUCAACUUGUUAAUUUUCACGUUUUUGAUAAGACUGAUUACGAGUCUUCUCUUAAAAUAGAAAAAGUCUUCUUAUAUAUUUAUACUUUUAAUAUAAAAAAUUAUUGUAAUUAUUUAAAACGAAUUAUAUAACCUAAUAGAAAAGGGAUGGAAAGGACAAUAGGCGGUUUGAAAUUGAAGUUGAAAAGUGGAUCGGCAGAGAAGUUGAACGAUCGUGUUGCCCUUUGAAUUGGUGAUGAUGUCGAUAACAGGGAUACAGGGGCAACCUCUUGAGGUUACGGUGGUGUCGUGUUCCAAGUUGAAGGACACAGAAUGGAUUUCAAGGCAAGAUCCGUACGUUUGUGUUGAAUAUGGAAGCACCAAGUUCCGAACCAGAACCUGCACAGACGGUGGAAAGAAUCCCGUGUUUCAAGAGAAGUUCGUGUUUCCCCUCAUUGAAGGCCUUCGGGAGCUCAAUGUCUUCGUUUGGAACAGCAAUACCCUCACCUUUGACGAUUUUAUCGGGAGCGGAAGGAUUCAACUGCACAAGGUUCUUUCUCAAGGUUUUGAUGACUCUGCUUGGCCGCUUCAAACCAAAACUGGCAGACACGCAGGUGAAGUGAAACUCAUAUUGCAUUAUGCUGCUCAAAAUCAAAGGAAAUCAAACUCAGUCCAUCCUCCUUCAGCACCUCAAUAUGCGACCCCUCAAGUCCCUUUGUAUGGUACUUCCUACCCACCACCUCCCACUGCAGCUCCUUACCUUCCAACUGGAUCUGUAUCUGCUUACCAAGGUUCAUACCCACCACCAUCCACGCUUUCAUACCCACCACCUCCCACUGCUUACCCUUCUUCAUCUCCCUCUCCCUAUUCUUCACAUUCACCUGCCUAUCCACCACCAUCAUACCCUGCAUCAUCUCCCUAUCCUCCCCCUUCAUAUCCACCACCUUCUGCUUAUCCUCCACCUCCAUAUCCGCCACCUGCAGGUUAUCCUCCCGGAAUAUACCCUCCACCGCCAUACUGACAUGGAUCUUCUACGUUCUCAAGCAAGGAAGCAACAUGGCUUGUAGAUGACUUGUAUAAUCUUCUCCCAGCUUUAGUUGUUAUCAGGUGCCAAGGUUUUCAAUGUUUCAUGUAUUUUACUUAAGGAGUAUUUGUGUAAGAUAUUUAUUUUCUAGUCAUGACUUUCUUCUGUUAAAAAAGCUGAGAUUGUCACUAGAUUUAUAGUCCUGAUUCUUCUAAUAUCUCACUUUUAAUAUAAAAUUAACGGUAAUGAUUGUUUCAAGUGUGAAAAGAAGAGCAUGUGUAUUAGAUGGAUUUGUGGAACGAAAUUUUGAUGCCACACUUAACAGGCACUUUGAAAUUUGUUUGCCAAUAGGAACUUCAGAGUUCCUUUCACUGAUUGUUUAAACUCCCUCUAAAUCAGUUUGAGUUUUUAGACGCAUAGCUUGUGUAGUGUUUGUUCGUAUUUUCUUUGGUAAUUGGACAUUUAAUUGCGUCGGUAUGGGUGAAACUUGAAUUGCGGAUCAAGAUACUCAACUAGUAGGAUUGAAGAGCGUCCAUCAGAUUACUCUAUGUUGAUUCCAUGACCCAAAAGAACCAAAACCAUCUAAAUUCA
Molecule: messenger RNA, 1716 nt
Organism: Abrus precatorius (Indian licorice)
Lineage: Eukaryota; Viridiplantae; Streptophyta; Magnoliopsida; Fabales; Fabaceae
Product: extensin
Exons: 7
Coding region: 358-1122 (254 amino acids)
Source: RefSeq, a predicted model, not a curated record